Colossoma macropomum (tambaqui) is the source of this 1745-nucleotide messenger RNA. RefSeq names its product hyaluronan and proteoglycan link protein 3-like. The record is from RefSeq and is a predicted model, not a curated record. Gene Ontology annotation, biological process: cell adhesion. Lineage: Eukaryota; Metazoa; Chordata; Actinopteri; Characiformes; Serrasalmidae. Gene Ontology annotation, molecular function: hyaluronic acid binding. The transcript is spliced from 5 exons. The coding region runs from base 171 to 1298 and encodes 375 amino acids.
AUAGCCUCCUCUGGUCAGCUUUGGUCAGCUUAAGUGGAGCUCCUGUCCUCUUCUCUCCUCAGAGUUGGAGCUGCUGUGCUCCUGUGUUUAACUCCAGGAUCAGAGACUGAAGACACUGAGAGGAAACUUCUCAGCUUCGUUUGGAUCAUUUUUGGCUGCAGGUGAAGUGAAUGCAGCAGCGAAGAGUUUUAGCACAUUUUCAAAGUGAACUGCAACAAAUGGACAAAGCGCGCCCUCUGCUGGUCUUUUUCCUGCAACUGCUCUGCUCCUGCCAGGCGGCCUCGACUUUCUCCAACGGCUUCUUCUACCAAGACAUCAUGAAUGGCAACGGCAACGGAGAAAUCUACUUCAAUGGAGUGAAACUGCGGAUCGAGGCUCAGCUGCCCUCUGUGUUCGCUGUAAGGGGCAAUAACAUCACCCUGCCCUGCAACUUCUGGUAUGAACCACCGCUGAACAGCCCUCGGAAAGUGCGAGUGAAGUGGGCCUGGUUACCCAUCUUUGGGGACAGUGAGUCUGAUGUCCUGGUUGCUAUUGGUCACCGGCAUCGCAGCUUUGGGGACUUCAAAGAUCGAGUGUACCUUCAGCAGGACUUCCCAGGAGAAAUUUCACUGGUCAUCACUAAUGUGAGCCUGAACGACAGUGGGCAGUAUCGCUGUGAGGUCAUCGAUGGGCUGGAAGAUGAGAGUGCAACAGUGCAUCUGGAGCUCAGAGGUGUGGUGUUCCCCUACCAGCCUCGGCACGGCCGCUACCACAUGACCUUCCAGGCAGCACGGCAGGCGUGUGAGGAACAGGACGCUGCAGUGGCCACAUUCGACCAGCUCUACACAGCCUGGGAGGAGGGGCUGGACUGGUGUAACGCUGGUUGGCUGGCAGACGGGACGGUGCAGUACCCCAUCACUCAGCCCCGGACCCCCUGUGGAGGUCUCGACCUGGCCCCCGGGCUGCGCAGCUAUGGAACCAGACACAAGCACAUGCACCGCUACGACGUCUUCUGUUUCUCCAGCUCUAUCAGGGGCAGAGUCUACUACCUCCAGCAUCCUCAGAGGCUGAACUUCACUGAGGCUGUCCAGGCUUGUGUUGAGGAUGGUGCACACAUAGCCAAGGUGGGUCAGCUGUUUGCAGCAUGGAAGUUCCUGGGGCUGGAUCGCUGUGAUGCUGGCUGGCUGGCUGAUGGGAGCCUGCGCUACCCCAUAACUAACCCUCGCCCAAACUGUGGCCCAAAUGAGCCGGGGGUCCGCAGCUUUGGCUUCCCCUCCCCACACCACAAGCAUGGAGUGUACUGCUAUAGCUCUAGGUAAAAGCUAAUUGAAGUGUACUGAGAAUCUGCCUUUGCCUGUUGAAUGUGAAUGAAAAUGUCUUCAAUCCAAGGUAUAUGUCUGAACUCACCUCAUACAAGCUGGGAGCUGUAGACAUGAAUGGAAAACUUCCAGUAUGGCUUAAACAUUUACAGAUUGUUCACUUCUUUUGGAGAUUCAUGCUCAGAUUUCCAUAACGAUCUAAAAGACUGCAGGGGUGAUACUAUGUAGGUGAAAGUAUAUAGGUGGUAAGUUAUUAUGAAAACAAAAUAUGGUCACUAUGCUUUUGUAGUUCACACACAUUAAAUAAUAAAUAUCUGCCAUCCAGAUUUUGUGUCACAUUGAAGAGGGCAAGAGCUGAAACAUUUGUAGUUUUGUUCCCAUAAACUGGCCAAAAUAUGUACAAUUAAAAAAUAUGUUCUAAAUAUUUCCAGUUCCAGUUACAAUACA